GCAACUGGAUUUUUCACUCUGCUGUCCUCUGCACGAUGACAGAACAAAAGCGGCUCCGAUUAAGGAGCUGGAGGGUAGCAGCUGCACAACCACAAUUUUGUAUCAAGUUGAUUGCGCUAGCCCUUGUUGCAUCCACAAUUUUAACCUUAUCAUCAUCGUCUGCGCUGAUUUUGGCACAUUCUGGGAAUUUGAGGCAGAGCCUUGUAACUCGAAGAUCAUUGUUGCAAGCGAGCCGGGAGAGGCCUGCCCCAACAGGCUACCCUCCACCUGUAUCUAACGGUCAUAACGUGGACCCUCAAGCUCCUAGCUCGCGUCGUCGUCCUUUUGAGGAUUCUAAGCCUCCUCCUCCUCCGCCCUGUGUUCCUCCACCAAAACCCUUCUAUUCCCCACCAGUUCCAUGACUCCCUCAAUACACUGAUCAAUUUCAACAGGUGGUUUAUAGUCACAGCAAAGAGUGGGCUGAAAUAGCGGACACACAGUUCAAAGGGGUUAUGAAAGAAUGUUUACUCCACAUAUUACUGAUCCUCAUGUUGAGAGUAAAGUUAGCAGGAUGUGCUGAUACAUUUUACGAUUCUGUCAAACGCGAUUGAGACUCAACUGAUAGGUUAUUCUGAAAUUACAAUCCAGGGCGAAUUUGUUUCAAA
Physcomitrium patens is the source of this 644-nucleotide messenger RNA. RefSeq lists its product as uncharacterized. The record is from RefSeq and is a predicted model, not a curated record. NCBI's taxonomy places the organism in Eukaryota, Viridiplantae, Streptophyta, Bryopsida, Funariales, Funariaceae.